GGAUCGAGCACGCUGGAUCCUAGAGGAUCACAAAGAUCUGGUCGGACCUGGGUCAGGACUCGGACGUUAUGGAGCCGGUACCGGGACAGUUUGAUGACGCAGAGGAGGACAGCCAAUCAGAGGUGAGGGCUGUGCAGAGCCAGGUGUGUGAUGUCACCAUGCAGGACAGCGAGGAGGAGGAGGAGGAGGAGGAGGAGGAGGACGAUGAUGAUGAUGAUGAAGAGUGGGCGUGGCGAGCAUCAGGGGAUCUGACCAAACGAUACAACAGGACGUCUGUCAACAGUCAGAUGAACAAACAGAAUCCGUCCAAUAAGGGGCUGCCGUCGUCCACGCCGUCCGACAAAGCUCUGAGGAAGUACGAGCACAAGAUCAACCUAGAUCGGUUGAACCUGGCGGACUCGGUGAUCAAUAAAGUGACGACGAAGCAGAAGCAGAAAGACGCUGACACGUACCGAGUCAAGGACAAAUCAGAUCGUGCCACGGUGGAACAGGUUUUAGAUCCUCGAACUCGAAUGAUUCUGUUUAAGAUGCUGAGCCGAGGCGUCAUCGCCCAGAUCAACGGCUGCAUCAGCACCGGCAAGGAGGCUAACGUGUACCACGCCAGCACGGCGAGCGGAGAGAGUCGAGCCAUAAAAAUCUACAAGACGUCGAUUCUUCUGUUUAAAGACCGAGACAAAUACGUCAGCGGAGAGUUCAGGUUCCGUCAUGGUUACUGUAAAGGGAACCCCAGGAAGAUGGUGAGAACGUGGGCCGAGAAAGAGAUGAGGAACCUCAUCAGGCUACAGACGGCGGGGAUCCCGAGUCCAGAACCUCUUCUUCUCAGGAGUCACGUUCUGCUGAUGAGCUUCAUUGGAAAAGAGAACAUGCCGGCUCCUCUGCUGAAGAACGCGGCGCUGUCAGAGUCCAAAGCUCGAGAACUUUAUCUUCAGGUUCUUCAACACAUGAGGAGAAUGUUCCACGAAGCUCGACUCGUCCACGCUGACCUCAGCGAGUUCAACAUGCUGUAUCAUAACGGAGACGCUUACAUCAUCGAUGUUUCUCAGUCGGUGGAACACGAUCAUCCUCACGCCCUCGAGUUCCUGAGGAAGGACUGCAGCAACGUCAACGAGUUCUUCGUGAAGCACGACGUCGCCGUCAUGACGGUCCGAGAACUCUUCGACUUCGUCACCGACCCGUCGAUCACGCCUCACAACAUCGACCAAUACCUGGAGAAGGCGAUGGCGAUCGCCGCUGACCGUACGUUGCAGCAGAGAUCAGAUCAGGACGGAGUGGACGAAGAGGUGUUUAAGAAGGCGUACAUCCCUCGCACGCUGACUGAGGUCAGCCACUACGAGCGAGACGUCGACCUGAUGAGGACGAAGGAGGAAGACUUGGCCAUCAGUGGUCACCACGACAACGUUCUGUAUCAGACGCUGACCGGACUGAAGCAGGAUCUAUCUGGAGUUCAGAGGGUUCCCGCUCUGCUGGAGGACGAACACUCUUCAUCCUCAGACGAGGAAGAGGAGGAGGAGGAGGAGGACGAGGAGGAGCAGAAGGAGGAGGAGGAGGAGCAGAGUGAGGAAUCGCCGAUGGACAAAAAGGAGAAGAAGAAGCAGGUGAAAGAGGCUCAGAGAGAAAAGAGGAAAACCAAAGUCCCGAAACACGUGAAGAAGAGGAAGGAGAAAGUGUCCAAGAUGAAGAAGGGCCGAUGACGACUUCCUGUGUGUCAUCAGUCCUCCAGAGGCAAACAGCCAAUCAGCUCUCAGACUCACCUGUUCACAAUGACCAAUCAGGAGUCAGUGUUUAUAUGAAAUGUGUCAGCUCACAGCUGAUUGGUUCCCGUUGGAAUCAGCUGACAGGAAGGAACUACUUUUAACGAUCGCUGUGAUGAGGCUGCGUGUUUAUAAAAAAUCAUCCAAAAACCUCC
Messenger RNA from Scomber japonicus (chub mackerel), 1906 nucleotides. It is a transcript of the gene riok1, whose product is annotated as RIO kinase 1 (yeast). Lineage: Eukaryota; Metazoa; Chordata; Actinopteri; Scombriformes; Scombridae. The record is from RefSeq and is a predicted model, not a curated record. The transcript is spliced from 17 exons. Gene Ontology annotation, cellular component: preribosome, small subunit precursor; cytosol. Gene Ontology annotation, molecular function: protein serine/threonine kinase activity; ATP binding. Bases 69 to 1691 code for a protein of 540 amino acids. Gene Ontology annotation, biological process: maturation of SSU-rRNA.